UACCAAAAGCAGGCCUGAUAGUGUUAUUUUUCUGAAUAAUUUGAUUGAACUACUUUAGUUUUCCAUAUUUCCAAAAUAUAUUCCGUCAAUGUUCCGUCGAAUCAAAUGCCGUUAGCGAUGGCGGUUUGCGUCAAGGUGAAAUCACGAAAUCUCAACUCAAAGAAAGAUUUUUCCAUAUAUGAUUAUGCUCACUCCACUAAAAGCACAGCCCGUCUGUCGAAAACCAAUAAACUAUCGGUUGAUCUAACGGAAAGCGAGCAGGAUUUAGACUUGGAAGACGAAAACCAAAACAGCCCGUGUGGACCAAACGUUGAGCACACUAUCCAACAAGAACAUGUCUUUUCGGAUUAUGUUAUUGACGUUUGGUAUGUCGUUUCGGAACAUAUCUUACCGGAAGAUGUCUGCAGGUUUGCGCUUAUAUGUCGGAAAACGGCUGAAGUUGUGCAGUCCGCUAGAUUUUGGCGUCACCUAUAUCGGAAGCACUGCAAUGCAUAUGUUGAAGAUUUACCACGUCGUCUUCUACCGGUGAAUAUGGCUAUCCUACGAGGAUUGCGAGCCUGUACGAUACGAUCCUUAUUCUACGCAUAUCCUCCGUUUGUACGAAGAAUUUCAAAGGCAACUUUUACCGAUCCACACCGAAUCACCGGUAGGCAACUGGUAUUUUCCUGGUACCGCAAAAAUAAAACCGGAUGGAAUUACUAUUUUAAACUGAAAGCACGCCUAAUUCCGGGAAGCCGAGCAGCAUGUUCUGCCAAGAUGCAAGAACAAAAAGCGUCACUGGACUAUCUGAAGGAUAUCUACAUGAAUUCGGAAGAAUGCUGUCAGAUUCUGAUCGUUUCGGCAGACACUCUACACCUAAUUCCACACUACCAGGAACCACUGUACGUGCGGUCUCUGACACAAACUUUGGCUCAAGGUAUGCGAACGUACAUGGUUCGCCUGCAGCUGGCCAACUACUGCCAACGAGUUGUAGAUGAAAUUGUGCUGGUACCGGUUCGCCAGGUACGGGUACUGGAUUGGUGGACUCCUGACUAUUACCGAGAGGACCCGACCGUGCAGGAACUGCAGGAGCCGCCACAUCAGUUACUGGAAAAUGCGUACGACGGAUACUGGGAUGACUGAUAUUGUGAGUUGGAUAGUUGAGGCUGUUACUAGACAAUUUAGACACUAUAGGUAUUCGACGAACUCUUGUAAACUAUGUUAUCGAAAUUUGUCUAAAAAUUUUCAUAGAAGUACGAACAUAUUGCUAAAGGUUACCCAGCAUGUUUAUCAGUAUAUGGAAAUCGCGAACCAAGUUCGCGGUAAAAGAUUACAAACACGGCACUCAGUUCGAUUGACCCAAUGAACAUAUUUUGUAAAGUUUGGAUAAGGAAAACGGGAAACGGAAAUUAUAA
Messenger RNA from Sabethes cyaneus, 1394 nucleotides. RefSeq names its product transmembrane protein 183-like. The transcript has 2 exons. The coding region runs from base 106 to 1122 and encodes 338 amino acids. The record is from RefSeq and is a predicted model, not a curated record. Lineage: Eukaryota; Metazoa; Arthropoda; Insecta; Diptera; Culicidae. Gene Ontology annotation, biological process: regulation of protein stability. Gene Ontology annotation, cellular component: SCF ubiquitin ligase complex.